GACAAGCGUGAGUGUGCAGCUCCUAUUCAGGCUUUAUUAAGCCACCGCUGUCUGGACGGGGCUGGAAAGCAAGAGCCGCGCGGAGUGGGCAUCUGGUCCUUAGGCGGAGGGAAGCACUGGCCACUCAGCUCGGGGCUGGCUGGACCUCGGCUGCCAUGGCCAAGGUCAUCUUGAGACACCUCAUCGAGACCCCGGUGCGGUACCAGGAGGAGUUUGAAGCUCGGGGUUUGGAGGACUGCAGACUGGCCCACGCUCUGUACGCCCUGCCUGGACCCACCGUGGUGGACCUGAGCAAAGCCAGGGCCGCCCUCCAGCCUCCUGCCCUGGACUCCGCCGGGGCUGCCGUGCCAGCCCCGGACAAGCCUCGCUUCCAGAUCCUGCUGGACGUGGUCCAGUUCCUGCCUGAAGACAUCAUCAUCCAGACCUUCGAGGGCUGGCUGCUGGUCAGGGCUCGACACGGAACCAGGAUGGACGAGCACGGCUUCAUCUCCCGGAGCGUCACCCGACAGUACAAGCUGCCAGACGGCGUGGAAACCAAAGAUCUGUCUGCCAUCCUCUGCCACGAUGGAAUUUUGGUGGUGGAAGUAAAGGAACAGCUGGGCACCAAGUGAAAUCUUGUUUGUUAGACAGUGAGCCAGCGACAGCCCACCUGGAAUGUUUGACUGCCCACCUUAGAGGUGAUUUGCUGUGACUUUUUGAAGAUUAAAAGCAUAUGUACACCGUU
Molecule: messenger RNA, 724 nt
Organism: Jaculus jaculus (lesser Egyptian jerboa)
Lineage: Eukaryota; Metazoa; Chordata; Mammalia; Rodentia; Dipodidae
Gene: Hspb3
Product: heat shock protein family B (small) member 3
Exons: 1
Coding region: 156-611 (151 amino acids)
Cellular component (GO): cytoplasm; nuclear speck
Source: RefSeq, a predicted model, not a curated record